GAGGGUGGAAUUCUUGUCUUGCAGCCAGGCUGGGGGUCGCUGUCUUGUCCCGUUAUCGAUACAAGAGCUGGGCUGCAACCUCAGCGUUGCCAGGCUGAGGGGCAGGACUCCCAGCCUUUGGCAGGUGGAUUUACUCUGCCUCUUCUCAAAUAAGCCUUAAGCUUCCCCCUCUUCAGUACAGCAGAGUGGGACCCCAAAAUCAUCAUUAGUUAUGGGUACAUAUCGACCAGACUUGGGGUUUUUUAACUGCAUGAUUAAUUCUUCUCUUGUUUCAACACGACUUGUGAUGGCAAAAGCUCACCCAGGGCCUGAUCAAGCUGUGUAGCAACAGUGCAUGGAAUGAAGUUUGGCAAUCAAGUAUUUCAGGCUGCAUGAACAAGGAUGCCAAAAACAACCUAUUAAUAAUUAGGAGUUUUCAGUACAAAUUCAUAAAUAACUAAACCUCGCAGACACACACACAGUGGGAGGGAGCUUGAUGGUACAAACUGGAAUAUUCCUCAGUGAUAUUGGUACUGAGAUCUCUGUCAGCUUCAGGGGCUGGUGACACCACUCAACACUGAGUGAAAACCCAGACCAGAACGUGGAGAAAACUUCUCGGGGAGCUGGUGUAGAUUUGGCAAUGAGACCUGGGGAGCAGAAUUUAAUGAGAGUUUGCUGCUGGGCCAGAAAGGAUGGGGCAAUGCAGUGCCUUAGUUGGGACACACACAACUGUAUCAGCCAACAGAAAUACAGAAACUGAGACCUUCAAAGGUCCCAAAAGGGGGGCCAGAAUAAUGGCAGAGUGGGGGGUUCUGCCUCAGAAAACAGGAAUUAAGGAAUUGCAGUAGCAUGGAAGGGAAUUCUUCCUAACGGACACCUGAGCACCUCAGGACUCCCGGGAGAGCUCCUGAAAGCUGGAGCCAUGCUGAGCAAGCCGGUGCUGGUGGAGUCCCUGGUGGUGUUUGCCAUCGUGCUGGCGGUGCACGGCGUGGUGUGGGACCGCUUCUCCUGGUGCGCCCUGGCCUUGGCCCUGCAGGCCUUCUACGUGCAGUUCAAGUGGGACCGGCUGCUCCAAGGUGGGGGGGCCGUGUUCCAGUUCCGGGGGGCGGCCAACAGCGGGCUCCUGCCCGCCAGCAUGGUCAUCCCCCUGCUGGGGAUCGUCAUGAAGGAGCGCUGCCGCGCCGCCGGCAUCGUCUACUUCGAGCGCCUCGGGGUGGUGGUGGCCUCGGCGGGGAUGCUGCUCGCGCUCUUCCUGUCGGUGCUGGCCGUCGGCAUCACCAAGCCCGUGCCAACCAACACCUGCAUCCUGACCGGCAUGGCCGGCAGCGUCAUCGUCUACACCAUGAAGCACUCCCUGGCUGUCUCAGAAGUCAUAGAGGUCCUGGAAGUGCUGCUCAUCUUUGUCUACCUCAGUAUGAUCCUGCUGUACUUGCUGCCCCGCUGCUUCACUCCCGGGGAAGCGCUGCUGGUCCUCGGAGGCGUGAGUUUUGUCCUCAACCGGCUCAUUAAACGCUCACUGAACGUAGUCGAGGGCAAAGGGGAUCCCAUUGACUUCUUCCUUCUGGUGGCAGUUGUCGGAGUCGUUCUCCUCGGUCUUUUUUUCACCGUGCUCUUCCUUUUCAUGGAUUCGGGCACGUGGAUCUCCUCCAUGUUCUUCCACAUGAUGACAGCGGUGCUGGGCUUAGGGGUCAUCAUGCCUUGGCUGUACAGACUCAUCCACAUGAACCCUCUGCUCUGGCUGCUGCAGUUUCUGUUUCAGACACAGACAAGACUUUACCUUCUCGUGUACUGGACCCUCUUGGCUGCCUCAGCCUGCGGGGUGGUUUUCUACCAGAACGCAAAGAGAUCGUCUGAAUCCAAAAAGCACCAGGCCUCCACUAUCACCAGGAAGUAUUUCCACUUCAUUGUUGUAGCCACUUACGUCCCCGGCCUCAUUUACGACCGGCAGCUGCUCUAUGUUGCUGCAGUGCUGUGCCUGGCAGUGUUCAUCUUCCUGGAAUACGUCCGGUACUUCAGGAUCAAACCCUUCGGCCAAACCCUCAGGCAUUUGCUGUCUCUCUUCUUGGAUGAAAGGGACAGUGGCCCCCUAAUCUUGACUCACAUUUAUCUCCUCCUCGGCAUGUCCCUGCCGGUGUGGUUGUUCCCCAGACCCUGUGCUCCCAAAGGCACCUUGUCUGGGGCAGGGGCGCUGGUGCCCUACUCGGGGGUGUUGGCAGUGGGGGUAGGAGACACCAUUGCCUCUGUUUUUGGCAGCACGAUGGGGGAGAUCAAAUGGCCAGGGACAAAGAAGACCUUAGAAGGGACAAUGACAGCUAUUUUCGCUCAGAUCAUCGCCGUGGCCCUGAUCCUGAUCUUUGACAGCAGCGUGAAUCUGAACUCCAGCUAUGCCUGGAUUCUGGCAUCUGUGAGUUUGGUUUCCCUGCUGGAAGCUUACACCACCCAAAUUGACAACCUGCUGCUGCCUCUCUACCUCCAGAUCAUGUUCAUGGCGUAGAAGCCCUUCCAGGAACAGAGGUUUCUCCCUUCCUAGAGAAAAGUGGUACUAGGAAAUGCACUGUAAUGACCUAAACACUACUUUUGGUACGGCAGAGAAAUCUGUUAAAAAUCACAAAUGAGACUUGUUUAAAAUAAAGGGUUUGGUUUGGUCUUGUUUUCCCCCCUGCUGAAAACAGCCCGAGUUAGGUUCUCACAGCAACAAACAGGACUGAUAAAAAACAGCCUGUGUUUAAUAAUCCAAUUACCAAAGUUUUUUCUGGGGGCCAAGAGGAAGAAGAGGUAAGUCAAUUAAAGGGGAAAAAAAUAAAUCAGCAGAUCUCUCAGAUGUUGCCACCUGUGUAUUGUACCUUGUUUUCUGUACUGAGUCCUGCAUCUUGUAUUAGUGACCCUGGGAACUCCCAUUUCUGCAUGAGCACCAUGGAAAGCAUGUUUGGUAACAAGGGGGGGCACUCAGAGCAGGUACAAAAGUGCAGAUGAGUCCAGUCCAUCUGCAAGAACCACAAACACACAACUCCAAACUCAGCACACAUCCAUGGUGUGGGGGGGAAGCUUUGGGAAUGUCAGACACUGCUCAUUCCAAGCCCUGCUAAUACCAGCAGUACAUUUUUAGCCCUGAAGUUGUACUCAACGAGAAGAAUGCUUUAUCUUUCCCAAGAUUUUAAUCUCUAAAUCCAUUUGGAAUGAAUAUAGGGGGGGGGGAAUUAAGCAAAGUCACAGCUAAAACUAAUUACACGUUAAUUCUGAAAGCAGAAAAAUCUGUUCAAGUCAAUAAAAUUUUCUACUACUAUUGCACUUUUCUACUUUUCACGUUUCUUUUUCAGCCAGAUGUUUAAUUAAAUAAUUUAUAGAAAUCCUUCUAUCAACAAAUUGAGUGGAGCCAUUGAAUUCUGCCCACUUAAUCACAAUUACAACUACUACUUUGUGGCAAAAAAAACCCUUAUUUUUAUGUAUGAAACACUUCUGCACUGACAGUCUCUUCUCACUAUCAGGUUAACU
Molecule: messenger RNA, 3471 nt
Organism: Myiozetetes cayanensis
Lineage: Eukaryota; Metazoa; Chordata; Aves; Passeriformes; Tyrannidae
Gene: DOLK
Product: dolichol kinase
Exons: 2
Coding region: 902-2473 (523 amino acids)
Biological process (GO): dolichyl monophosphate biosynthetic process
Cellular component (GO): endoplasmic reticulum membrane
Molecular function (GO): dolichol kinase activity
Source: RefSeq, a predicted model, not a curated record